Molecule: messenger RNA, 739 nt
Organism: Phoenix dactylifera (date palm)
Lineage: Eukaryota; Viridiplantae; Streptophyta; Magnoliopsida; Arecales; Arecaceae
Source: RefSeq, a predicted model, not a curated record
GGAAGUCCAGACCAUAAUUUGUUUUAGCUAAUCUCAUGAAAUUUAAAUAUAAUUACAUGUCUUUGCAGAAGGAUGUGUUCUUAAUCAGCUCAAAUGCCAUGCGCUAUAAUGCCCCAGACACAAUCUACUAUAGACAGGCUCGAUCCAUCCAUGAGCUUGCCAAAAAGAACUUUGAGAACUUGCGACAGGAGAGUGAUGACAGUGAACCAGAACUAAAGAUGGUUGUAAGGAAAGGGAGACCACCAAACAAAAAUAAACGGCCUGUUGGUAGACCUCCUGAGCGUGCUACUUCAGAUUUCUCCCCUGAUUCAACACUUGCUAAUGCUGGGGAUGGUACUCAGUGGUCUAACAUGACACAUGAUUUGUCAAGAAAAGGAUCGGUGGCUGAUCAGUCUGGCAUGAUGGCUUCCCAUGGCCUUCGCAACACUGACACGUUCAGUUGGAUGGGUGAGCAAAAAUCAGAGAGAAAUGAAGAAUAUUCAGGAUUUAUGUUUAAAGGGAUUUCAACAAAAUAUGGAAGAAACUCACUGUUAUAGAUGAAAAUCGUCGCAACACAUAUAAGCAGUCCCUGCAAUUUACAUCUGUACAUGAGCCACCAGUACUGACUAUUUUUGAUGGGGAGAAGAAACAGCUAGUGCCUGUUGGGCUACGCAUGGAGUAUUCAUAUUGAGAAGUUUGGCUCGGUUUGCUCAAAUCUUGGUCCCAUUGGCUGGGCCAUUGCUGCCAAGAAGAUUGAAAG